Molecule: messenger RNA, 1035 nt
Organism: Insectozyma verbasci
Lineage: Eukaryota; Fungi; Ascomycota; Pichiomycetes; Serinales; Debaryomycetaceae
Source: the annotation of a GenBank genome assembly
AUGUCUUUAACUUAUGAACCAUCAAAAAUUCAAGUUCAAGCAUUAGCUACUAGUAUUUCAAAAAGGUUAUUAAAUGAUUCUGAUAGUGGUUUAUUAGUUAACAUUGCACCGAUCGGCAGACAAGCGAAACGUCACGCACAACAAAUCAAUUAUUCAGAAGAUUUCAUAGAUGACUUUGAAUUCGAAGAUUCACCAUCAGCAACAUUUGGUAAUAAAAAUAUCAGUGAAGAGAAGAAGAAUCAAAUUGAAUCACAAAAAUAUAGUUUAGCAAGAAAUACAAAAGAAAUUCCACAAUUAGAAGAUGAAAAUUUAUUUAAAAACUUGAAAAAUGAAAAAGAUGUUUUAAUUCCAAUUAAACUAAACCUUGAAAAUAAUAGCAGUCAUAAAUUAGUGGAUUUUUUUAUGUGGAACUUAACAAAUCCUAUUAUAACUCCGACACAAUUUGCUGAAAUUUUGGUUAAUGAUUUAGAACUACCAACUCAAAUGAUAACUCAAAUUACAGAGUCAAUACAAAAUCAAAUUGAAGAAUAUAAAUAUGUUUCAAAUUUGAAUUUCCCAAACAAUAAUUCAUGUAAUGUCAUAAUUGAUUUACAAUUUAAUUUAAAUAAUCAGUUAUUUGAAGAUAAAUUUGAAUUAAAUUUAAAUCAAAAUGAAAUAACUCCUGAAUUAUUUGCUGAUAUUGUUGUUUCUGAUUUAGGUUUAAGUUUAGAAUUCAAGACUGCUAUUGCUCACAGUUUACAUGAAAUUAUAAUAAAAGUUAAAAAGGAAAUAUUGGAAGGAAGUUUUAAUAACGAAGUACACAAUUUCCAUUUCAAUAAGGGUAUUAAGAUUUCAAACUGUUUAAGGAUAUUCACGGAGGUCAGUGUAUCGAAUGGAAACGAUCACUGGGAACCAAUAAUUGAAAUCCUAAGUGCAGCAGAGAUCGAAAAACGUGACGCUGAAAGAAUCAGAAACCAAAGAAGAUUAAAAAGAGAAAAUAACAAAAAUUUUGAAGAAACCGGAAGAAGGGGAAGACCAAGGAAGUAUGUAGAUUAA